AUGAGCUGCGCGUCUAAGGCGUCCGGUGUUGCCGGAAGUAUGGCGGCGGCUGUGUGAGGGGGGACGGUGAGGAGGCAUGGCGGCGUCCGGAGGCCGCAACGGAGAUGUCAUACACCUCAAUGUAGGGGGGAAGAGGUUCAGCACUUCCAGACAGACUUUGACAUGGGUUUCAGACUCCUUCUUUUCCAGCCUUCUCAGUGGCCGCAUUUCCUCCCUAAAAGAUGAAACUGGUGCGUUCUUUAUUGACAGAGACCCUACAGUGUUUGCUCCAAUAUUGAACUUCUUACGGACCAAAGAGCUAGAUACCAGAGGUGUAAACAGUCCCCUACUUCUACAUGAAGCAGAAUUUUAUGGAAUAACCCCACUAGUGAGACGGCUACAACUAUGUGAAGAGUUGGAGCGCUCCUCAUGUGGGAGCGUACUAUUCAAUGGAUACCUCCCGCCUCCCGUCUUCCCAGCUAAGAGGAGGAAUCGGCACAGCGUGUCUGGACUGCAGGUCAGCUCUAGAAGUGCUGUGAAUGAGCGGGCACCUGUUCGGAGAAGUAACACUAUGCCCCCCAAUUUGGGUGGAGCUGGUAUACUUGGGCGCUUGUUAGAAGAAAGGAGUUAUGGAAACGGAGGGCUGUCUGGAGACCCGGGCAUGGUUCGAAUCAUUUGUGGACACCAUAACUGGAUUGCUGUGGCUUUUGCUCAGUUCAUAGUCUGUUACAGAAUGAAAGAGACGUCUGGAUGGCAGCUGAUUUUCACCAGCCCUUGUCUGGAUUGGGUGAUUGAGCGGGUAGCUCUUAAUGCCAAGACCAUUGGAGGGUCCCUGGGAGACAAUGAUAAAAUGCUCGCUGUCUCUUCCUGCAGUGAGAUCAUCUUGUGGGCGAUCACUGGUGAUGGCACAGGCAGUGAAAUAGGGGUUUUUAGUCUUGGGGUUCCAGCGGAAGCCUUGUUUUUUGUAGGAAAUCAGCUAAUAGCCACAAGCCACACUGGCAAGAUAGGAGUGUGGAACGCAGUGACCAAACACUGGCAGAUCCAGGAUGUAGUACCCAUAAACAGCUAUGACACCGCUGGAUCCUUCCUUCUGCUUGGGUGUAACAAUGGAUCUGUCUACUAUGUAGAUGUCCAGAAGUUUCCUUUGCGCAUGAAGGACAAUGAUCUUCUUGUUACAGAGCUUUACCGUGAUCCCACAGAGGACGCCAUCACUGCCCUCAGUGUCUAUCUCACACCUAAGACUAGUGACAGUGGUAAUUGGAUUGAAAUUGCAUAUGGCACAAGUUCUGGAGUUGUCAGAGUUAUAGUUCAGCAUCCAGAGACUGUUGGGUCGGGACCUCAACUAUUCCAGACCUUUACAGUCCACCGAAGCCCAGUCACUAAAAUCAUGCUGUCAGAGCGACACCUCAUAUCAGUUUGUGCAGACAACAAUCAUGUGCGCACAUGGACGGUCACUCGCUUCCGUGGUAUGAUUUCUACCCAACCUGGAUCCACUCCUUUGGCAUCUUUCAAAAUCCUUUCUCUAGAAGAUAUUGAUGGUCAUGCUGGCUGCAGUGCAGGAAAUGAUAUUGGUCCCUUUGGAGAGCGAGAUGACCAGCAGGUUUUCAUUCAACGUGUCGUUCCCGAUUCCAACAUUGUCUAUGUCCGUCUGUCUUCCACUGGAAAAAGGAUCUGUGAGGUGCGUUCUGUGGAUGGUACUCCUAUUACUUCCUUUACUGUUCAUGAGUGUGAAGGAUCUAGUCGCAUAGGCUCCCGUCCAAGACGAUACCUGUUCACUGGACAUGCCAGUGGUUGCCUCCAGAUGUGGGAUCUUACCACUGCUAUGGAGGUGGCAAAUAAGGGAGAUGGUAGAGAGCUGGGUGGUCUUACUCAGGAAGAAUUGCUGGAACAGCUGGAGCAGUGUGAUUUGGCUCUGACUCGGACUCCGGAAAUGAGCCCCGCCACAUCCUUCUCUCACACUGUGAACCCCCGUGCAUCAAUAUCAAGCUUACAGUCCCAGUUUAGUGACAGCACACGUGAUCGAUUUUCCAGGCUCACGGUGACCUCUUCACAUCGCCCUCAUGCCGCGUCAGCUCGCCCCUCUGAAGCCUGGGCGUCUCUGUGCAGCUUGCAGCCGCACAUAUCAGGAAGCUUUAAUUCGUUGCACAAGUCGGACACGCUGCCUCGUUCUAGCGCAAAACCCAAUAAAGCUCAGAACAACCAGCUGAAAGUUGGUCAGGGCUCUAAUCCACCUUCUCCUCAUAUCAGUGGCAAUUUUGUGGAGCGCUGCCAAGAGCUCGCCCGUUUCACCGAGUCCCAUCAGCCUGACUCCCGUCGAUCUAGCAUUGAUGUGACUGCCAACAGAGCCAAACCAUCAUGGAGCUCUGCGCCUGUAAGACGACCAGCCUCACCGGCCCCUCAGCAGCCGUCGCCUCUUUGCAUCGCCCCGUCGCCACCUUCUCAAUCCUCUGCAGCAGCGUUUGAUAUUCCCACACCUUCACCUUCACCAUCCCCACCUAAACCCCCUCCAAAGCCCAGGCUGAAUGAGACUUCUUUCUGACCUAUGCAUUGCAAUUAAAGGGGUACUCCGGUGAAAAUUUUUUAAACAGAUUUGUAAAUUACUUCUAUUUAAAAAUCUUAAUCCUUCCAGUACUUAUCAGCUACUGAAUACUACAGAGAAAGUUGUUUCUGUUCUUUCCAGUCUGACCACAGUGCUCUCUGCUGACACCUCUUUCUGUAUCUGAAACUGUCCAGAGUGGGAGCAGAUUUAAACAGAUUUGUAAAUUACUUCUAUUUAAAAAUCUUAAUCCUUCCAGUACUUAUCAGAUGCUGAAUACUACAGAGAAAGUUGUGUAGUUCUUUCCAGUCUGACAACAGUGCUCUCAGACUAUAUGGGUACGUUCACACUACGGAAUUGCUGUGGAAUUUCCGGGCGGAAUUCCGCGGGCGCAAUUCCGCGGUGUGAACUUUAACAUUAGUGUGAACGGGUCUCCGUGAGACCCGUUCAUACUGCGGAAUUUCAGCGGCGGACAUUUCCGCCGCUGAAAGUGUUCCGCGCAAAGAAAAUGUUCAUUCUUUGUGCGGAAUCCGCGAGCGGACCAUUGCAGUCAAUGUUGACGUCUCAGUGCCCCUCAACCCUAGCCCCAAAGUAUUCGGCCAGGCGGAAUCUCCGCUCGCUGAUUUCAGCGAGCGGAGAUUCCGCAGUGUGAACGAGCCCUAUCAGGAACUGUCCAGAGUAAGAGCAAAUCCCCAUAGCAAACCAAUCCUGCUCUGGACAGUUCCUGACAUGGACAGAGGUGUCAGCAGAGAGCACUGUGGGCAGACAGAAAGGAAAUUAAAAAAGAAAAGAACUUCCUGUGGAGCAUACAGCAGCUAAGUACUGGAAGGGUUAAGAUUGUUAAAUAGAAGUAAUUUACAAAUCUGUUUAAUUUUCUAACACCAGUUGAUUUAAAAAAUAAAAAAUAAAAGUUUUUCACCGGAGUACCCCUUUAAGAAGCAACAAUGGAAAGGUGCAGUACAUACUGCCAGCUAUCCUAUUGUCCCAGAGAAUAUUGAAAGUAUUAAGUGUAUUCAUUGGCGGCUGGCUGGGAAUUCUGUUGCCUUUUCCACAUUAUUCUCCAGUUUUUAAAGAGUUGAACUCUAUAUUCUUUUCCUUUGCUCAUUUUACUAUUGUUUUUUAAUAGCAGAAGCGGCAGCAAUACUGAAUCAAUCCCCCCCGUUCACAACUUUGGAUUCUGAUUUGUGCCUUACUGGAACAGUGAGCCUGAGUGGCAUUACUCAUUGGUGCCUUCUCCAAGUGCCAUCCUGGUUGUGGGCAUUAUACCAGCGUAUCUGAUCCGGGAGCACUGAAUGUCAUAUUGUGUCCCUCUCCAGGUAGGAUAGGAUACAGAACACAUUGAAUCAGUCACUGUGAACAACACAAACAGAAUAACUUUAUUUUCUUAUUAUUGUCUCAUAUCACUACAUAGUUCAGCUCACAUAUUUAUAUAUUGGUAUUACAUUAGUAUUCUGCCUAUAGGUAUUACUUGUUCAUACUCUUGGGAUCAUGCCACUAUCACUGUAACCUUGCUUAUAAGGAUUGUACCUCUGAAAUGGGCAUUGUGACUUCACGGGCAGUAACUUUCUUUGUGUCUUAGCUGUUUGCCAUUUUUUGGGGUUUGGAUGUAUAAGAGGUUGUCCAGGGUGUAAAAAUAAAAGGAUAAUGAAAUAAAUCGUUCCACUCUUGUCCAUGGGUCAUUGUGAAUGGUCUGAACUACAAUACCACAUACAGCUAUGGAUAAGAGUGGUGCUGUUAAAGGGGUAUUCCAGGAAAAAACUUAUAUAUGUGUGUGUGUAUAUAUAUAAUAUAUUAAUUAUAAAUCAACUGGCUCCAGAAAGUUAAACAGAUUUGUA
This is a messenger RNA of Hyla sarda, 4350 nucleotides long. RefSeq names its product SH3KBP1 binding protein 1 (gene SHKBP1). Bases 77 to 2518 code for a protein of 813 amino acids. Lineage: Eukaryota; Metazoa; Chordata; Amphibia; Anura; Hylidae. The record is from RefSeq and is a predicted model, not a curated record. Gene Ontology annotation, biological process: protein homooligomerization. The transcript is spliced from 18 exons. Gene Ontology annotation, molecular function: protein binding.